ACUUUUAAGGUUCCCUGUUUUUGUCUCUUAUGUCGUUUUUAAUGUUUAACUUUCCCGCCCCUCUCCAUGCUGCAGCAUCCAAACAUGCUUGGGAAAUAUCCACAUUUCGUACAGCACAACUCUCCAGUCACGCCGUUUGCAAGUCUUGCACUUGUCAUUGUGAAAACACCAGUAAACAUAGUAAUAAUAGUAAUAUUAAUAAUAACAGUAAUUUCUGCAACUACUACUACUACUGCCAUUAGAAAGUUAGACGAAGACAGCGAAAUUAGUAAAAGUAUCACCGACGCAAGCUGCAGAAGACGAAGGAAAUCGACAGCGAAAAUAACAACGAAAGCAUUGAAAACAACAACAACAGCAACAACGAUAACAACCGGAAUAAUAAUAAUAAUAAUAAUAACAACAACAACAACGAGAAAGACAGCAGCAGCAGCAGUUGAAAUUUCAUUCAGACAAACAGCAGCAACAGCAGCAUCGGGAGCAGCACUAUCGUUAUCAGCAAUAGCGGUGGCAUCUUCUGCAGUAACGACAGCGGUAGCAACAGAAACAUUUGAAAGAGCAGCAGCAGUAAUAAUAGUAACAGCAGCAGCAGUAGAAGCGACAAAGUCAGCCGCCACAGCAACACCUGCAGUGGUAUCAUCAUCACCAUCGAAGAAAAAUAGCAGAGCGACUGCCGGUUUGGGAGACGACAGUAUCAGAGCAGCUAGCGACGGCAGUAGAAACUGCUGUGUAGCUGCAUGAGCAGCAGCAGCAGCGGCAGUGAAAGCAGUGGAAUUGCAGUAGUAUUCUUAAACACCGGUUUCAACAACCACAACAACAGCAGCAGCGAGUAGUAGAGUAGCGAAGAAGCAGUAGAAAGAGUAGCGGUAUUGGUGUUCAAGAUGGCGGACCUGGAGAGUAGUCUGACCGCGAUGGACUGGCUACCGCGUCUUAGUGUGGGAGGGGCCAUGACGGGAACAGGAGUCGGGGGUGCAACCGCCGGAAAUGCUGGCGCCGGUUGCAUUACUAACAACGGUGGGGCCCUUAUGAGGACUGUGGAUAGCCAGAUGGGGCUUCAAAAGUCGGCCGUGUCGGCUUAUCAACACCAUCACACCCACCACAACCCUCCACCACCGCCACCACCUCCUCACCUAAAUAACAACACGCCGGGCGGCGGCGGUGGUGGUGGAGGAGGCGGCGGUGGCGGCGGCGGCACCACGGACGGUGGCGGUGGCGCCGGCGGUGGAUGUCCGCCGCUCUCGCAACCGCCACAUCCUCAUAGCAUUAACAACGGCAACCACCAUCACAACAGCAACAACAAUCACCACAACAACCACACUAACAACAACAACAACCAGCAACAACACAACAACUCUAGCAACCACCACCACAACAACAACCCACACCUCCCCCACCAUCAGCAACAACAAGCACAACACCACCACCUACAACAACAACACCAUCAGCCACCACCACUACCACCACCACCACCACAACAACAACACCAUCACCCCCACGCUGCCAGAGACGGCAAACCGCCCUAUAGUUAUGCCAGUUUGAUAACAUUUGCAAUAAACAGCUCCCCGAGGAAAAAAAUGACUUUGAGUGAGAUUUAUCAAUGGAUAUGUGAUAACUUCCCUUAUUACCGGGAUGCUGGGAACGGAUGGAAGAAUUCUAUAAGACAUAAUCUGUCAUUGAAUAAAUGUUUCUUAAAAGUGCCACGGUCUAAAGACGAUCCUGGGAAGGGAUCAUAUUGGGCUAUUGACAAUAAUCCAUCAGAUGACCCGGUUCCAUCUCGGCAGAAAAGAAGGCGACUCAAUGAAAGAGCAUCUCCAUACAGUCCAGAACCAACAAUGAACAGUCAUCAAAUGAACUCUCCAACACUGAAUGCAAUUAAUAUGCAUCCAGCCACAACCCAGGGUAACCAGGUAGCUUCAUUACCAUUCAUGGAAGAAAACUCACCGCCAGAGAAUUUGAGUGCAUCAUUCCGCAGCUUAUAUAAAUCUGUUUUUGAACAACAUAAUAAUGGUCAACAGAAUAAUACAUCAGAAUUUAUUCAAAACUUUGAUAAUUUGAAAGAAAAUGUGCGACUAGCAAGUAGCUGUGAUUGGCAGAAUAUUGAUGUUUCUCAUUUCCAAGGUCUUGUUGAAAACAUCCGUCUAGCUGAUAUGAAUAACUGGUCUUUAAGUCCUGAGCAGUUUGCUGACUUAGCAUCUUCUUUGAAUAGCUUCUUCAGUCAAACUGGGCUGUCGUCUCCUUGUCUAAGUGAAGUAGGCUCCCAACCAAUGACGUCCAUCCAAUAUGACGACAGCCACCAGAAUCCAGGUCCAGCCGUAGCUGACAUGAGGGGUGCACAUUUCUGGCUAUGUAGUCCUAACUCGUACUGUGACACAAACCAAACAGCUAUGGUAGAUCCUCUCAUGAAUAACCAGUCAUGUCUAGCAAUACCUACUGAUAGGAACAAUAUGAACCACCAGCAAGCAGGGAAUUACAUGAACCAUCCACUUCCUCCGAUACCAAGAGCAAAUACCAGAUAUAUAACCAACGACGAGAUUGAUGAUGAGUUCAACUGGGACAAACUGCUAUGAAAUUUCAAAUUUUUAACAUUGCAAUAUAUUAAAUGUACAACAAGACAGUAACAGUUAUGUACUGGGGUUGGACAAAGGUUUCAAUUUAACAUUCCCACAAUGCAUCUUUGAUGGGAACAGAAAAAGUUUGAAAAAAAAAUAAUCCACAAAAACAAUUUAAAAAACAAAAACAAUACCAGUGUAAUACUGGUCAUUUGAUUUUAAUAUUUCCCAUAAUGCAUUCUUGAUGGGACUAACAAUUAUUAUAGAAGACAAAGGUGUUUGAAAAAGACAAAAAAUAUUACAAAUUAAAUGAGGAGUUGAAAAGAAGCUAUAAAAAGUUUUUAAAAAUUAAUAAAAUUGAAACAAAUAAAAGACAAAAAAAAACAAUAAAAAGGUGCCAUUUCUGCACUUCCUGUUUGAGACAGGCAAAAACAACAACAAAAAGAAAGAAAAAUACUAAACAAAUACCAAAAAAGAAAAAAAACAAUAUUAAUAUAUUCCAUGUAGAAUCUAUUCUUCACACACUGUUUUAAACCUAUGCACCACACACACCAACACACACACACACACAUAUAUAUAUACACGCACAUGCAUACUACAGACAUGCUUAUACAAACAUAUGUACAUAUAUACACAUUCACUCAAACACACCAGAUUAUCUGUUCAAUUCAGGUUAACAGCUGAUAAGCUAUUGAGUCUAAACCCUGUAAAACGAUUCAUUUGAUGCAUCAUUCUCUUUUUAUCUAUCUUUCUAUCUAUUUACCUAUCUAACUUUCUAUCUCUGUCUCCUAUCUGUCUAUUAAUUUACAAAUUUCUAUGUCUUUUCAAUGCUAUCUCUCUCUCUCUCUCUACCUAUCUAUCAGUCUAUCCAUUAAUUUAGAAAUUUCUAGGUCUUUCCAAUGCUGUCUAUCUCUCCUCUUGAUACAUAUAUACAUAUUCACAUAUACACGUGUAUGUGUAUAUAUAUGUUUACAUCAUAUGAAUUUAAGAACUUUGAGAGAUGUGAAAUAAUUCGUUUUUAAAUAGAGGGGUAAAAAAAAAUACCUUUGAAUAGUAAAAAAUCAAAGGCUGCUCGUUCCACCAUUAAAAACGAAUUUUAUAUAUACACAUACAUAG
This is a messenger RNA of Octopus sinensis (East Asian common octopus), 3662 nucleotides long. Its product is annotated as transcription factor mef2A-like. Gene Ontology annotation, biological process: regulation of transcription by RNA polymerase II. Gene Ontology annotation, molecular function: RNA polymerase II cis-regulatory region sequence-specific DNA binding; DNA-binding transcription factor activity, RNA polymerase II-specific. Gene Ontology annotation, cellular component: nucleus. The transcript has 10 exons. The coding region runs from base 879 to 2564 and encodes 561 amino acids. The record is from RefSeq and is a predicted model, not a curated record. NCBI's taxonomy places the organism in Eukaryota, Metazoa, Mollusca, Cephalopoda, Octopoda, Octopodidae.